Galeopterus variegatus (Sunda flying lemur) is the source of this 859-nucleotide messenger RNA. RefSeq names its product ankyrin repeat domain 37 (gene ANKRD37). NCBI's taxonomy places the organism in Eukaryota, Metazoa, Chordata, Mammalia, Dermoptera, Cynocephalidae. Gene Ontology annotation, molecular function: protein binding. The transcript is spliced from 5 exons. The record is from RefSeq and is a predicted model, not a curated record. Bases 155 to 631 code for a protein of 158 amino acids.
GGGGCGCGGCGGCGAGGGGCCGGCCCGCUACCCCGGCGGUCUUUAAAUUCCCCCUUCCUCGGGCGGGCUUGUGCACACUUACCUGCCAGACUGCAGCGAGUGUCCCACCACUCUGCACUUCCAACGACUUUUUUUCAUCUGUUUUAGGCAGGAGAUGCUGUUGCUUGAUUGCAACCAGGAGGUGGAUAGUCUGAAGCAUUUGCUGGAGACGGGGGCCUCCGUCAACGCACCCCCGGAUCCCUGCGAGCAGUCGCCUGUCCACUUAGCUGCAGGUGGCGGCCUUGCUUGCUUUCUUCUCUGGCAGCUACAAACGGGCGCUGACCUCAACCAACAGGAUGUUUUGGGAGAAGCUCCACUACACAAGGCAGCAAAAGUUGGAAGCCUGGAAUGCCUUAGCCUGCUUGUAGCCAGUGAUGCCCAAAUUGACUUAUGUAAUAAGAAUGGGCAAACAGCUGAAGAUCUUGCUUGGUCAUGUGGAUUUCCGGAAUGUGCCAAGUUUCUUACAACAAUUAAAUGGAUGCAGACAGUAAAAUCAAGGGAACUGUCUGAUAGGGAUCAUUGUGUUCCAGUGCUCAGACAGAAACGAAGUUUUGGAAGUGUAGAAAACACAAAUGGGAAAAGGAAGCGUUGAUGUCACGUUGGUUAUGAAGAGGUGUGAAGAAGGCCUUCAUUUCAUGCAGAUCUACAAGCUCUGGCUUUUGGCUUACCGUAUGUGUCUAAACUCCUUCUAAGAAGGAGGAAAACUUUCUUCCACAUGAAGAUAACACUUAAGAAUACAUGUAUUUACAUGCCUAUAAUAUUUUGGUUGUGCAUGCAUGCUUUCUCUUUUAAGUUAUUAAAGGAUUGUUUAAAGAGUAAA